AUGUCCCAUGGAAGACUUAUUUUUGUUCCAGUGAAGCUUGUUCAGGCCUUGGAUGAAAAGAAAGAUAAAAAGGAUGGAGACAAAGAUGGUGACGUUUUUCAAAGGCUGGAGCACUGCUGCCAUGGAGAGAGGCUGGAAGAACUGGGGUACUUCAGCCUGGAGAAGUCUCCAGGGAGAGGAACAGGAAUUGGCCAAUCUGCAAAUGCCAGGUUGUCUUAUGAGGAUGUUGAUCAAGAGGGACUAAAAAGAGAAUUGGUUUUCUCAGGUUAUUCCAAGUUGAUGGUCUUCAAAAAAUGUGUAAAUUUUCAAAAGAUUUAUUGUUAUUGCAAUGAAAUUUCCAGAAUUGAAAAUCUGGAAGCUCUAAAAAAGUUCAACCUCUUUUGGCUCUUAUAUAUCAAAUCAUCUCCUAUUAAAAAUUAUUUUCCCCCCAUGCUAACCUUUGAAUUGGAAGCUGGUCCAGAACCAGCAAGAGCUCUGCGAUCAAAAAUUUGGCAGAUAAAGGGAGAAGAAAUGUGUUUUAGAGAAUCUAAUAUUUUUUCUUGGUCUAUCUUCAUCUGUAACAAAAAAAAACUGGAAUGUGAAUUGAGCAAGAUGCAAAUGUUGGAUGAAACAUGAAAUAAUAAAUCUCUAAGGAGCAAUAAUCUAGAAACUGAAAAUUCAGUUCAUGUUUACAAAAAAUCAAAAUUAUGUCAAUUGUCCAUUGUUGUUGUUGUUGCUGUUGUUGCUGUUGUUCCAAGCAGGAUUUUAAAGUAUUUCAAAGUGGAAAUGAAAAAAAAUUUUAUUUGGGUAGUACAAUUCUCGCUGGUAUAAUUGGAAACAGUGGGAAAAAUUCACUUUGAAGAAGACUUAUUGAAUAAUCAAUGGUGGUUGAGUUCAUGUUGAAUAAUUCAAUCAUUAUUCUCUACCAGAGACUUCAGAGUAAGCAGCAUCAUGGGAAUGAAAAUAAGAUGCAUAUUUAGAGUGCCCAAUCAAAUUCUGAGGCUGAAAUUUAAGAAGUUUCAAGUAUUUCUGUAAAAAGAAGUUUUCAGUGUAGCAGAAAGUCUAAGCUUAUGUGAAUGUCCCAAAACAGAAUUUCUAAAACAAGAUGCUAAGGCAGAAGGCAAAACCAGCAGGGAUCCUGAGAAGUCCUUCAAGCAUGGGGAGUCAAAUUCUGUGACUCUGUCACUGCAGUGGCUUAGGAUUGGGAAAGUGAUAAUUGCAAAAGUUUUCCUUGGCCACAGCUCUCCAGCUUGUGCAAUGCAUCAAAACUAUCAAGCCAACUACCCAGGAGCUGAUUCAGUAUUCAGGCCAUGGAAAUGCCAAGAAAGUGAUGCAUCUAUUUCUGGCAGUGCUGACAGAGUGGAUGUGAGAGGGGCCACGCUGCUAUUUAGCCGUGGCUCCACACUAACAGCAGGUUCACACCCACCCUCCAUCCACUGGGACUGGGGGAAUUGGGACUGCAGCCAUGUGCAUUGUGAGAGGUUUGUGCUUGACCAAGAGCUGGUCCUGCCAGAAUACACUGCUGGAUUUUAGUGUCUUACACUGCUCAAAAACCAGCAUCUGUUUUCUAUGUUCAAUAUAAUUGUGGAAGAAGAAAAGAAAAACACAGAAAGAUUCAUUCUGUCUCAUGAUUUGUAAUGUGAUGAUGGUGUUUUGAACAUGGAACUGACAGUAAAGGUCAGGCCUCAGACUGCUGAAAUGAAAAAAGCCCACAAUAUUUACAGUUUUGAUGUGAAUCAUAACCAUGUGAUCACUUUUGAGGGCAACAGUGGCUUGAACAAAAUGCACUUCCUCAACCUCAGCUGGAACCAGCUAAAAAGACCCAGGGAAGAGACAAACAUUUUACAAAAACACAUUACUAACAUAGCCAGUCUUGACAUCACACACAGCCCGUGGCACAAGCCAGCCACAUUUCAGCUGAGUGUCACUGGGCAGUUAAAGGCUCUCAGUGACCUGAAUCAAGCCCUGAUUGAAAGUGACCUAGCAAAAAGCCACAAGACUCAGCGGAGGAAGAUCCAAGGUCAUCCUAACCUAACUGUGGAGGUGGUGUUUGCAGAUCAGUUUGGAAAUGUCUGCUGUGUGAAUUUAUAGAACAAUGAUCUCAUGUCCUUCAUGUUUAAUCUUCCUCCCGAGGCUGAAACUUCCGGGACCUGUCAGGAUUCAUUUACUCAUUUCUGUAUUUAUAAGGCAACAUCCAUCGUCAAAUUCAGCUUCAUCAACUCAGACAAGUCUCACAAAGUCACCACGCAGAAUUCCCUCUAUACAUUGGUCAGACAGAACAUAAAGGAAGCUUUUAUAAGCAGAGGAGUGGAACAGCGCAUGUUGAUUUGUUUAGUCCUGCUGUCAUUCAACUGUUUUGCAAACUCACCAGGGGGCUCUGGAUUUCCUGGAAUGCCAGCAAGCUUUACAAGACAUAAUCCUCUCAGAACAACAAAUGGGAACCUGAAUGAAAACAUUCACCAUUUAUUUGGCUCUGAUCUUAUACUUGGUCAUGAACAUCAAGAGAGUCUCCUCAAUAAUCAAAUGAAAGCAAACAUAAAUAAGCCUAAAAACCCGGGAAUUACAACAAAUAAUCUUUGAAGCAUCCAUGUGGAAAGAGUUCUUGGACAAGCCAAAGGAGCAGCAACUAAUCUUCUAAACCAUUUGGUGCAUCACAGUGCUGCAGCUCGAACCAGCCAACUGCACCAGGGCCACACAGAGAAUCCAGGCAGGUGA
Molecule: messenger RNA, 2694 nt
Organism: Vidua chalybeata
Lineage: Eukaryota; Metazoa; Chordata; Aves; Passeriformes; Viduidae
Gene: LRRC9
Product: leucine rich repeat containing 9
Exons: 23
Source: RefSeq, a predicted model, not a curated record